Molecule: messenger RNA, 5989 nt
Organism: Hymenoscyphus albidus
Lineage: Eukaryota; Fungi; Ascomycota; Leotiomycetes; Helotiales; Helotiaceae
Source: the annotation of a GenBank genome assembly
AUGGCACCUCUGAUGCUUUCCCUGCCUUUUGAGGCGGAAUCUUCAAGUCAAUCAGAGGCCUCCUAUGAAAAGUGUUUCGCUCCGACAGAACCAAUCGCAAUUUGUGGCUUUGGUGAGUUAACCAGGCACUUAUCUCUAGGGGAGGAAGAUGACUUGCCCACUGACUGUAUGUUAGCAUGUCGUUUGCCCGGAUCCUCAUACUCUCCCCGCGCCUUCUGGGACCUUAUCUCGCAAGGCAAAUCUGGGAAAUGUGACGUUCCAAAGUCCAGAUUCAAUGUCAACGCUUUCCAUCAUCCUAAUGGUGACCGACCAGGAAGUAUUACCACCCGAGGAGGCUAUUUCAUAGAGCAGGAUGUACGCGAGUUCGAAAAUAGCUUCUUCGGUAUCAACAACCUGGAAGCACUUUACAUGGACCCUCAACAGCGCAAGCUUCUUGAAAUUGUUUUCGAAUGCCUUGAGAACGCAGGCGUUUUAAUGGAGAAAGUUUCGGGAUCCAAUACAGGCGUAUAUGUUGGUAACUUUACAGUUGACUACCAGGUGAUGCAAACUCGGGAUAGCGAUUACCUAGAACGCUAUUCUGCCACGGGCAUGGGUACUACAAUCCUUGGAAACCGGGUAAGCCUUCAGUAUAGACAUCUCAUCACGUUUUAGAGGCUAACUAGUCUUCUAGUCUUGUUCUGGAUACCGCGUGCUCGUCUUCGUUAUACAGUUUGCAUGUCGCAUGCGCAGCUCUCCAGAACUACGAGUGUGAUGCUGCUAUAGUAGCCGGUGCAAAUUUAAUCCAGUCAGUCGAGCAGCAUAUUGGCACUAUGAAAGCCGGUGUUUUAUCACCAACAUCCGAAUGCCAUACCUUUGACACCUCUGCGGAUGGAUAUGGAAGAGCAGAUGGCAUCGGCGCUUUGUAUGUAAAAAGGCUUAGCGACGCUAUACGAGAUGGCGACCCUAUUAGAAGUGUCGUGCGCGGCUCAGCGGUAAACGCGUAAGGACUUACUAUUUUGUUGACAUUUGACUUGGAUGUAAGCGAUUGCUAAUCUAGCUUUGAAUUUGUCACAGUAAUGGAAAGACUGCUGGUAUAAGUUUGCCAAGCGCCGAUGGGCAGGAAGCUGUCAUUCGCAAAGCUCUAGCGAAAGCCAACCUAAACCCCGAUGACCUCGCUUACAUCGAGUGCCAUGGUACAGGCACAAAAGUCGGCGAUGCCAUCGAGGUUGAUGGCUUGAGCCGAGUGUUUCCUCGCACCGCUGAGCGGCCGCUGCUGAUAGGUUCAGUAAAAACAAAUGUCGGGCACUCCGAGACUGCAAGCGGUAUUUCUAGUGUUAUCAAGGCCUCUAUGGCCCUUGAGCGUGGGAAGAUCCCGCCUACAUAUGGUUUGAAGAACAUCAACCCUAAGCUGAAGGUCGAAGAGCGCCAUAUUAGCAUUCCCACAGAACUGAUCAAGUGGCCGGAAUAUGCAUCCGAUGUGCGCUACAUUGGUCAGUACUUUCAUGGCUUCCUUGUCUGUUAGCUGUAUGAUAUAUAGUGGAGUCCUGGAGUAACAUGAAGCAGGCAUCAACUCAUUUGGCUAUGGUGGCACUAAUGCUCAUGCCAUUCUUGAAAGAGCUCCCACUCCUCAAUUUUCCCGGGCUAUGUGGGCUACAAGUACAGAGCGGUUGCAAGCACAUCAGUCCUCGAUUGUGCUUCCAUUGUCUGCGGCGAGCAAUGACUCUCUCCAGGCUCGACGAGAAGACUUUGCGGCUUUUGAUUUCGCUGACACUAACAUCUUGGAUUUGGCCUACACGCUCGGAUCGAGGCGCUCCAAUUUUGAGGUUCGAGGAUUUAUGGUGGCUUCAUGUACCGAAGAUGCCAGUAUUGCUGAAUCCUUCAAAGAGCAGGCCUUUGCAACUGGCAGAGCUAUCUCCGACUCUCAGGACCCCCUUGCUUUCGUGUUCACCGGUCAAGGAUCGCAGUGGGCUGGUAUGUGCCGCGAGCUAUUCUCUGAGUUCCGAGUAUUCCGCAAUGCCAUCAAAGAGAUGGAUGCCGUUCUCCAAGCCCUCCCGGAACGCCCCAGUUGGUCAUUACAUGAUGCUAUCACAGACACCGAGAAUACCGACAUCAACGAUCCUCAACUGUCGCAACCAUGCUGUACAGCAAUCCAAAUCGCCCUUGUGCAGCUUCUUGCUUCUUGGGAUAUUUUGCCCGCAACCACUGUAGGUCAUUCUUCUGGCGAAAUAGCUGCAGCGUUCGCUUCUGGUCACAUGUCAGCCGCUGAAGCAAUCGUCACGGCCUACUACCGAGGAAGCUGCACGUCCAAAAAUACACAGGAUGGGGCUAUGAUGGCUGCAGGCCUUCCGGAGAUAGAUGCGAUCAACGAGAUUUCCAAGUUGGGCCUGACAUCACAGAUCAGGGUGGCAUGUGUGAAUUCGCCUGGGGGCGUAACCAUCUCGGGCGACUCUCCAGGAAUUGAUCAGCUCCUCGCAGCGCUACAGCAAAGAGGCAUCUUCGCACGCAAGCUCAGAACAGGUGGUCAGGCAUAUCACCCUCACCACAUGUUGAGAUUAGGAGGGGAAUACCAGAGCAAGUUGGAGGCUAUUCUGCCAACCUUAGGCCCCUCGGUAAUGCUAACCAAGCAUGCCAAUAUGGUGUCUUCCGUGACUGGGAAGACCAAAUUGUCGGAUUUUGGACCGGCCUACUGGCGCAGCAACCUUGAGAGCCAAGUCAAGUUUUCGGCGGCUGUCGAAGAAAUACACCGUCAAGGGAUGCAUUGCUACGUAGAACUUGGCCGGCACUCAUCUAUGGAGUUGCCUCUUAAGCAGACUCUUACCGUGGCCGGCGUGGCUAGCGCCGAUGUCAAGUAUGCGGCUCCAAUUAAGCGACAAGCGAAUGCACUUGAGACUUCAUUGCGUCUCGCUGGAAAGCUAUGGCUAUACGGCUACCCCAUCAACUGGUAUCUGGUCAAUGGUCUCCAUACGUGUGAGUCAAAGUCUUUUCCCACUGGGAAAUUCCAAGUUGUUACAGAUCUGCCACCCUAUAGAUUCAACUAUGGAAGCCUUCUCUGGAGCGAGUCCCGUGUCAGUAUCGAGUAUCGUCAGCGCAAGUACCCACAAUAUGAGCUUCUGGGUUCGCUGGUGCAGGGCGGAAAUGGGAAAGACUUCAUUUUCCGCAACAUCCUUCGCCUUGGUGAUGUUUCAUGGCUAAGCGACCAUAAGCUUGAAGAGACUGUCGUAUUCCCGGGCGCAGGUUACCUUGGCAUGGCAAUGGAAGCGGUCAUGCAAGGCACGGAUAUAGACAGAGAUGUCGAAAAGUCGUUGUCGUUCCGUUUUGACAACGUCAAUAUCUCCAAUGCUCUUGUACUAUCUGCCGAGCACGGCGCACAGACCGAGAUCUUUACAUCCAUUCAGAAGUCUCCUAUCACCAAUGCCGCGACGUCCUCUUUAUGGUGGGACUUUAGCAUAACAUCUUACCAGAAUGGUAUCUCGGUGGAUCAUGCCAAGGGUGUCAUCGCCAUGAGCGGUCAAUCAGCUGGGCUGGGCUCAAAAUACCAGGCGCUCAAUGGUAUCCUCGAGCCUAGCGCAAAAAGAACAUGGUACGAUAGGUUGGUGAAAACUGGACUCAACUUUGGGCCCAAAUUCCAGUCCAUUACUGAGUUCGAGACUCCCCGUAUGAAAAAGCAGUCUUUCGCCAGCGCAAAGGCACCACUGCUGAAAGCAUGUGGAGAUGCUUUAUCUACGUAUCCCAUCCACCCUAUCACACUUGAUGCUAUGAUGCAGACAGCAAUUGUGGCGACAACAGCAGGAAAUCCAAAAGAUCUUCAGGCAAAGGUGCCCACCCGAUUCCUUUCUGUUACCGUGAAUACACCUGCGACACCUGCAGGAGACCUGUGUCAUAUACAUGCCAUUGCACAGAGCACAGGGUUUGGAUCUGCGGAAGUUGGGGCUGAAAUUAUAGGAUCAGAUGGCUUUGUCGUAGCUAGAAUGGAUCAGCUCAGGCUUGCGCCGUAUCAUGCUGCCCCCAAAGACGAUGCUGAGGAUACCCGCCACCCUGUCCUUAGAGUAUUAUGGAAGCCCGACCCCUUUGGUCUGGGUCCCAUGAGCAACGGUUGUGCUCAAAGGCAUUUUGAUCAAUUCGUUGAAGAAGCGAAGUUGCCGCUUGCUGACGCGAAUAUCUUGAAGCUUGGAUCUUUGUUGGACAUACUUGUGCAUAAGAACCCGGCGAUGCGAAUCCUCGAACUCGGUAACGACAUCCACGACAUUAUUCUCGCUGCAUUAACCCUCUUGGCUUCUGAGGGAGAUUUCAAACGCAUGUCCACGUAUAGCACUGCUACCUUUAUCGAGGAUGGCAUUCUCUCUGGAGGUCUCGUAGACCUCGAGAUGGGAGAACGGUGUAAGCAGCCGGCCCCACUCAGCCAAGGUGCCUUCGACCUCAUCCUACUUCCUGUCGCAGGUGUAUGGCUGGAUCGCGAUAUGCCUAAAAUCAGGAAGUUCAUGCACAAAGACACAAUCAUCCUCGCUCUAUGCCCCGGCUCAAUCUCAGAGGCCAUCAAAUCAUCAGAUGGCCUUUCGUACGUCUCUUAUCCGGUGGCUGAAGGGCAUGCAUCGCUUGUGCUCGCUCAUGUUCAGCAGGAGAAAACAAACAAAGAAGCGUUACAGAAGCAGGUGUUUUUGAUCGUGGAGAAGGAGAAGACAGACUUGGGCUCGGCGCUGGAGAAUGCUCUUUUAGGCAUGCAAGGACAAUCGCCCACACGUAUUAGACUUGAAGAGCUCUCUGCUGAGCAUAUUCCCAGUGGGACAACUGUUUUCAGCUUUUGUGAGCUCAAGACACCUCUGCUAUCCACCAUCUCGAACGAGGACAUGAAAAGCGUAAAGCUCAUGACGGAUCGUGCAGCGUCCCUUGUGUGGGUCACCAAUGGCAAUCCAUUGCACGCAAAGAAUCCCGACUAUGCCCUGGUUUCUGGAUUGUCUCGCGCUUUGGUUCUUGAGCAGCCGUCUCUUAAAUUCUAUACCUAUGAUAUAGAUGAGCCAGAUACGGAUGUAUCCGUCACUGCAAGCCGUCUCAUUUCAAUCUUGAACCAACAAGGUACAACGGCGGAUCGCGAGUUCGUACAGCACAUGGGAACUGUCCACAUCAGUCGAUUUGUCCCAGGUGAUGGUAUCAACACCCUUUUUCGAGCGAAGCAAGGACUAAGGUGCAGGGGACAUGGAAUCUCCACAAUAGUCUCCGUGCUUCGGGUCGCGAUACUAACCUUGAGUUCUUCCUUCUUACAUCCUCCAUCUCCGGCAGCCUAGGGACAGCAACUGAGGCGAACUACUGCGCAGCGAACCACUUCUUGGACAUGUUCGCCAGGUACCGACGUGCGCAUGGCCUUUCAGCUGUCUCACUUGGUUUAGGUAUGAUUUCCGAGGUGGGCUAUUUGCACGAAAAUCCCGAAAUUGAGGCCUUGCUAAAGCGCAAGGGCAUUCAUGCCAUUGAUGCAGACGAGCUGGUGCAAAUUUUGGAUUUAGCAUUGAGCUCAUCUGCGGAGAACAAUCUACCGGGCAUCUACCAUCCUUACGACGAACUGGCAUCUGCUCACCUUCUCACUGGGCUGGAGCCCACAGGUCUCAAGGAGCUCCGCCGUGAAGGGUUUGAAGGAAACAACCCGACUCUUGAUGAUCCACGUGCAUCGCUCUUAGCAAGUGCUUUAGAUGGCGAAGGUGAUAAGGCUCGACAUGCAACUGACGGAAGACUUCCUAGCGAGGUAUCUAAGCGAAUAGACGAAGGCUUCACGUUAAGCGAAGCGGUUUUGGACUUCAUCAAACGUCGCUUUGGGAACCUGGUGAUUAUCAGAUAUGAGGAAGUGGAUGUCCACAAAGCGCUAGGAAACUACGGUAUGGAUAGCAUGCUCGCUGCAGAGUUCCGAACCUGGUUCUGGCAGAGCAUGGCCGUUGAUGUGCCGCUCUUGAUGUUUUUGAGUAAGACCUGCGACUUGGUAUCGCUGAGUGAGAUUGCUGUGACGGAGUUGGAGAAGGAAGAAUAA